AUGUCGAUUUUGUCUUACAACGGAGCGGCAAUAAUCGCGAUGACUGGCAAAGAUUGCGUCGGCAUUGCAUGUGAUACAAGGCUUGGAAUGCAGGCACAGACGGUGGCCAUGGAUUUCCAAAAGGUCUUUCGUGUGACAGACAAGACGUUCUUGGGUUUGGCGGGUCUUGCUACCGACGUGCAGUCCGUAUCGCAGUUACUUAAGUUUAAAAUAAACAUGUUUCAAAUGAAUGAGGAGCGUGACAUCAAGCCCAAGACACUUAGUGCACUUCUUUCCAACAUGAUGUACGAGAAGCGGUUCGGCCCGUGGUUCGUGGAACCAGUGAUCGCAGGUUUAACAGAGGACAAUCAACCUUUUCUUUCAAGUAUGGACUGCCUGGGCUGCGAAAUGAUGACCAAAGACUUUGUUGUGGCCGGCACGAUGGAGGAGGCAUUAUACGGCAUGUGCGAGUCCAUGUACAAGCCUGACAUGGAGGAAGGUGACCUUUUUGAGACGCUCUCCCAGUGUCUGCUGUCAGCUUGCAACCGUGACGCACUUUCUGGAUGGGGGGCCGUUGUGCAUAUUAUCACACCCAAAGGCAUAACGUCGAAGAAGCUGCUGACGCGUCAGGAUUAG
Plasmopara halstedii is the source of this 615-nucleotide messenger RNA. RefSeq names its product proteasome subunit beta type. The record is from RefSeq and is a predicted model, not a curated record. Gene Ontology annotation, biological process: proteasome-mediated ubiquitin-dependent protein catabolic process. The transcript has 3 exons. Lineage: Eukaryota; Oomycota; Peronosporomycetes; Peronosporales; Peronosporaceae. Bases 1 to 615 code for a protein of 204 amino acids. Gene Ontology annotation, cellular component: proteasome core complex; proteasome core complex, beta-subunit complex.